Molecule: messenger RNA, 1565 nt
Organism: Mercenaria mercenaria
Lineage: Eukaryota; Metazoa; Mollusca; Bivalvia; Venerida; Veneridae
Exons: 6
Coding region: 230-1396 (388 amino acids)
Source: RefSeq, a predicted model, not a curated record
AGUUACAUUUUAUGUGUCGAUACAAAAACUUUCAGAUGGAAACUAAUUUUGUCGAAGAAUAAACUUUUAUUAACUGGAAUCACGAAAAUGUUUUGGCAUCUUUUUUUUUUCGAAAAGUGAUAAACUACAGCGGAUGCUUAUCAAUAAAUACUCCACUACUGGUGAAAAGUUAACAUUGUACGCAAGCUUUAGAGUAAAAAAGACAUAAGACAGAGAACUUGGACAGACAAUGGGUUGUUCACAGUCCACGCCGUCGAGGACGACCCGUCGUAAGAAGAGAAAACGAUCGAGAAAGAAGCAUGCUGUGCCGAAUGAGUGCAAGGAGAUGAGCAUCAAAAGACAAGCGGCCCCUACACAGACUGCAAUAUUUUAUAACGAACCAGAACAGUUCGCGGCUCCCAAAAAGAACUACAAAUCUGAGCAUAUAGAACAAGUGACAGAACUGCCUGUUAAGACAGUGUCUAGGGUAGUGUUCAAACAGGCGACCUACACGGGUAUCUACAAUAUAAAAGUCCAUUAUGCCGACCAUAACAACUGUCGUAUACAAGGUGCACAGUUUCUACCGAAUGGUAACCUGAUAGUAUGCGACCAGCCAAACCAGACAUUGAAACUGUGGAGUACGACAUUCCAGUAUUUGGCACACUUUGUACUUCCAGGACGCCCACAUACACUGUGUCUUCACUCGUCCAACCGCGAUGGAUCCGACGUAUUUGUCACAAUACCUAGCGACAGAACUAUCAUGGAGUUUUACGUAGAUGACAGAAUAAUUAUCCCAGGACAGAAAAUACGGACGGACGGCUUUUGUUUCGGAAUAGCUCCGUAUAAACACGGACUCGUUGUUGGAGUAGGUUCUAAAAUAGAAUUUAUGGAUACCGAUGGAAAUGUGUUGAAAACUUUGCAAUAUGCUGGCGACGGUUCAUCCCAGUUUGGUUCCAUCUUUCAUCUGUCGGUGACUGAUACUAACAAUAUAAUUGUGUCCGACUCAACGAAAAGGUGUGUUACAUGUAUAACACCUGAUGGAGAGGAGAUAUUCAGAUAUGAUGAGAUUGGUAUUCCCCACGGUACAAUGACUGAUAAAGAGGAAAAUAUAUACAUCUGCGGCAAUGAAAAGGGAGCUAUAGAUGUUCUUCACCAACUUACAAUGAGAGGAGAGAAAAUAAAAAGUUUGUUGUCAUGGAGACAUGUUGGCUUUACCCCUGACGUAAUCUGCUUUCGAGAAAAAGACAAACUUUUAGCAGUUUGUGGAGAAAAUGACAGAAUAAAGACAUUUAGACUAGAUACAAGAAAGUCAGGGAAAAUUUACGCCAAUGACGUCAUAAUGGACGCAGAAAGAAUACAGACAGAAAGAAGUACAAAAGAAGUGCAAGAAAUCAUGAAAAGGAUUCUUAUCAGAUAGACUAAUUUUAAAACCUUUAAUAACUUGAGUUUUAAAACUGCAGAUUUUCGUGCGAGAUUUCAGUGAAAAUUCUGUUUAUAAGAAAUGUCUCCAUUUCAUUAUCAAUUGUCAUGUUAAAAUUAAAAUCAUUGUCUCAAAAUACAAAAGAGGAAGCAGUGAGAAAAGACAA